AUGGCCACGGGCACCCGGAGCAUCGAGAAGGAUAUUAAAAACAAGUACGUCGAGCAAGCGAUGAGCAUCGUCGUUGACAGCAUCGAGAAGAAGAUGGACGAUAUGUUUGAUCGGAUGGCCUCUACCAACACGGAGACUAGCCUGGAAGACUUCAGCCGCAUAGACCACAUGAUUGCACAGCGGUGCGGUGGAGUAUCUGCUGCUGAACCUGACCUCGGGAAGCUCUCCGAGAAGCCAUCCGCGGAGCUUCCGCCUGCUCCGGAGCUUCUGGACUUGCCCGGGAACGGCUCCGACGGCGCAGCCGAGGAGGAUAAGGAGGAGGGUUUCAAGAUGGAGACCGGCGAGCCUCCGCCGGUUUCGGAGUUCGCGGGACUGCCC
Prorocentrum cordatum is the source of this 378-nucleotide messenger RNA. The record is from the annotation of a GenBank genome assembly. Lineage: Eukaryota; Dinophyceae; Prorocentrales; Prorocentraceae.